AUGAGUGGCGAAAUUGAUGUUGAAGCAGCGGUUGAUUCUAUCAUACCCGACGAAGCUUCGGUUGAUGACGAGCUUAGUGAUCUGGAGGUGGAAGAAGAUCGCUCUAGCAGUUUGAGUGAUAUUGAAGACAAAGAUGCCGAGCAAGAUCAUGAUGACGAUGCCGAAGCAUCAGACGACCUUAGUAACCCUUCUGAAGACGAUGAUUCCGAAGCAGAGACGGAGCGACUGGAAGAAUCUCCGCACAAAUUAAGAGUACAAAAGAAUGUGGUUCUUAAUUCCCGUACUGGCGCCGAUUCGAAUGAGCGCAGCCCAAGCAAAUUACACAACCAGAUCAUGGCAGAUGAGGGGGAAGAUGACGAAGAUGACGCAGAUCAAUUAUCUGACGAGGACAUUGCCGUUUCCAAUGAUAGCCCCAAAAGCUCUCACUAUGAUGGUGAGCUGGAUCGUAAGCCAGCGACAGCUCGCACGUCAUUAGAAGAUUCUGCGGGCGAAGGAAAGAGAGCGUUAUCGACUUCCGAAAUUGACUCAAGAAAACGCAAACGGUCAAUAAUGGGCAGCGGCGGACUCGAAGAUGAUUUUGAUGAACCUCUACCCAAGCGGACAGGCUCUAUCAUUAAUCAAGGCGACGACUUUGCGAUCGACGACGAAUUACCUGCAGAACAAGAUGCAUCAAAUACAAUAAGUGGUAAUAUAUCAGGCGAAGAAGGUGAUGGACCACAGGAGCAGGCUCUUGUAGAUGUGACAGAGACCAUGCUCCCCGAUGACGAAGCCACUGAAACCGCUGGCAUACCAGUGUCGCCUAAAAGACGAGGAAGGAAGAAGAAAAAGGCUGUGGAGAAUGGUAUAAAUAUUGAGGACGAGUCAGACAGUUUGCAGAAUGGCAUUAUAACCAACGGCGAAGAUGAUACACGAAACGGCGAGGAGGACCCAGUAGACAAUGAGGAAGAUGAUGAAGCAGAUCUCGUAUUAAAGACAGAAGAAGAAUUGGAGAAAAAGAUAAGCGCGUUUGAUCAACUUGGAGGUAUUGAAAAGGACUUUGCAGUCUUUAGGGACAGAUUAUACGAUGCGCGGCUCGAGCAAAUAAGUCGAGAGGAAGCUAUGCUCCGACAAGACCAUCCAACGCACCCCGAUCUUCUUGAACAGAUGAAGCCUGUCGAGGCACGGAGAGAUGAGAGGAUCCGUGUCGCAGAGAAAUUACGUGAAUAUGAGCUACAAGCUCUCAAAACUUAUGCUGUUGCGAGAAGGAGCCAGAUUCUUAUUCAAUAUCGACAAGAAGCAAGAGAAAUCCGAGAAAUCAAGAUGGAGCAACUAGGUAAACAAUGGUACGAAAUACAACAUGAUAGAAGAAAUUACUCCACCGGCGUACCCGAAUAUACUCUGAACUAUCCCACUCGAAGAUCGCAACAGAUUCAGAACCAGGUAGCAUAUUCCAACGAGGUUUCUAUUCUCUCGGGCAUUGCAAAACAUGUCGGAUUCCCAGCCGCUCCUUCGAUGUCACAAGCAACGCCUGCAGAGCUCGAAGAGGACUUUGAGAAGAUGGGCGUAACUAAUGCAAUGGGAGGGACUAGAAAUGUGCACCAACCUGCAAAUUUUUCGCUGCAAGAGUUUGCGGCAUUGCGGACAGCAAGGUCAAUAUCGCGACAUAGGCCAGCGGAAGAACAAUUCAUUGAACAAACACCCUGGGCGAAUCCGCAGCAUCCUUCUAACUCCCACUUAAUACAGCGUCAGACUUCAGCCCAGCAUACACCAAGGACCACAAGUCCUUUGUCGCAAGUUCAAGUACAGCCCCGUCGCCAUUCUCAUCAACAAGGCGGCCCUAUUUCAGGAGCCUUCUCUAAUAUGUUAACGUCAGUACCACAACAUACUAAUGGAUACAUGACAUCUGGUGGACGAGUUUCCCCGCAUAAUCCUUUUUCUAAUACUUCACACUCACAUACCAUUGUACCAUCACCGUUGGGCAGUCGACAGCCAUCUUUGUCGCCAAAGCAAACUAGGCCUCCUCAUCCACUGUUAUCCAUCUCAAACGAGCAGCACAACCAUCAGGCUCUUCCCGUCGCCAGUAAUCAAAUCCACCAGAUAUCACGCGCCGGACUACAGGAUGUGGUACAAGAGAUGACCCGCAUAUCUCCACCGUGA
Botrytis porri is the source of this 2136-nucleotide messenger RNA. RefSeq lists its product as uncharacterized. Bases 1 to 2136 code for a protein of 711 amino acids. NCBI's taxonomy places the organism in Eukaryota, Fungi, Ascomycota, Leotiomycetes, Helotiales, Sclerotiniaceae. Gene Ontology annotation, cellular component: Sin3-type complex. The transcript has 4 exons. The record is from RefSeq and is a predicted model, not a curated record. Gene Ontology annotation, biological process: negative regulation of transcription by RNA polymerase II. Gene Ontology annotation, molecular function: histone deacetylase binding.